Molecule: messenger RNA, 1476 nt
Organism: Seminavis robusta
Lineage: Eukaryota; Bacillariophyta; Bacillariophyceae; Naviculales; Naviculaceae
Source: the annotation of a GenBank genome assembly
AUGAUGUCCUCCUCAUCACCAGAUGCAGCUCAAGAAUCACCCUUUCGGUUGGGCUAUGUGACCGAUGUGGAAGGGAAUCUGGACUACUUUUUGCGCUAUGUGGAACACUCCAAAGUCUUGACGAUUCGACAACACACGCCGCUGAAAUUAGAGUUGCUGUCGGAUUGCUAUUUUGUCUUUGGCGGCGAUGCCGUCGACAAGGGACCUGGUGACAUUCGAUUGGUCCGGGCAUUGGUCGAUUUGAAACGGCGGUAUCCCGAUCGCGUCGUUUUGUUGGUCGGCAAUCGCGAUUUGAACAAACUUCGCUUGACGGCCGAAUUGGCACAAGAUGACAUGGAACGACCCAUUCGGGACAUUCCACCGCCGCAUUGGGAUCCCAGUGCUCCCUCCUUGUUGGAAUUCUUGCAAGAAAAACUGCAACAAAAAGAACAGCAAUCCACAACAAAAACUACUCUGGAAGAUCUCAAUACGCGAGUCAAUCGACUGCAUUACAUGCUCCAACAUACCCUUGGAUGUCCCAACACCUUUGAAUUUCGUCGACAAGAAUUGACCAUUCUCACAAACAAUGACGUCAUCACAGACGACCAAGUCUUGCAAUCCUUCUUGGAUGAGAUUAAGGAUGAACAUGGCUCUCUACGACAAUACUUGGAAUGCGCCCAGGUGGCUGUCAUUAUCGGUCAUACUCUAUUUUGUCACGGAGCCGUCGAUGUCCGGACCAUGCAAUUUGUCCCACGCCACGAUACCAAAUUUGAAAAUCCAUCCAGCCAACCACCUCCGGCUUUCAUGGAACCCAAUGUCCACAAAUGGACGCACGUAUUAAAUCAGUAUCUCCAAGUGGGAUUGGACGAUCAUCGACAACGUCCUUAUUGGAACUCUCAACGGAACAGUCGGGGCGGUGAAGCCCUCAUGGCGCUCCAGAAUCGACCCGCCAUGUGGGGACGCUCCAUUAUCAGCAAUUGUUAUGGCGACGGAGGAUGCAUCACCACCCAUGCGGCUGCGUUGGAACGCGAGGCGCGUGUCAUUGCCCAAGAAGAAACCACCAAUCCACUCGUCUUUGAAAAAGUCUGCAGCGAUCCAUUCGACGCAAGUGUGGCCGAAUGGUUAUUACUCACCCAAAAUAGUAUUCGACGUGUCGUGGUGGGACACAAACCCACGGGCGAUUGUCCGGCCGUCUUGUCGGCCGCGUAUACCGGGGUCGAAAUUGUGUCGGCGGAUACGUCCUUUUCCGAUACAAGUUGUGCCGACAAUCGCGGACAGGCCGUGUCCGUGGUGGAACUGGUGGGCUUCUCCGACAAGGACAAUCAAUUGGAAUUGCGGGGGGUGUUACGAAAUGGACAAGCGUAUGACUGUCAAUUUCCUCGCUUGACCACUGAAGAGGGGAUGGAUCCGUCUGUGGGAGAUGCACAGUUGGGACGCCAAGUGUUCUUGUCAAAUAACCAUAACGAUGGUGACGCGAGGGGUGGUGGGUCAAAGUAG